UGUGAGCCUCAGACCGGCAGAUUAGCUCAGCGCAGCCAGCAUUGAGGACACAGUGAACGGAGCUCCGGCUCAGAAUACUAUCCGGUUCUCUUUAAGCGUUCUUAUUUCAAAGCUCGGGAUUUAAGCGACUCGCUUCCGUCGUAGCUGUGUGCUUUUUAUCCAGCCCUAGAGGAAUGCCAAGAGAGCUCACCCAGAACAGGAUCCAAAAGAUCUGGGUUCCCACCAAGGAUGACAAGCGAAGAGGCACCGGAGCCCCACACUUCGCCAACCCCCCAACCGUCAUCGUGAUGGUGGGACUGCCCGCUCGAGGAAAGACGUACAUUUCCAAGAAACUGACCCGCUACCUCAAUUGGAUCGGCAUACCCACCAAAGUCUUCAACGUCGGGGAGUACCGCAGGGAGGCCGUCAAAAAUUACAGCUCCUAUGACUUCUUCAAGCCUGACAACGAGUCUGCCGUGAAAAUCAGGCAGCAAUGUGCCUUAGCAGCUUUGAGAGAUGUCAAGUCCUACCUGAAGGAUGAGGGGGGCCAAGUGGCGGUGUUUGACGCCACGAACACGACAAGAGAUAGACGGGAUCUGAUCCUAAAGUUUGGCAGCGAGAACGACUUUAAGAUCUUCUUUAUUGAGUCUGUCUGUGAGGAUCAAAGUGUGAUUGCGUCAAACAUAAUGGAAGUGAAGGUGUCCUGUCCGGACUACAAGGACUGUAACAAAACCGAAGCCAUGAUGGACUUCCAGAAACGGAUCGAAUGUUACAGAACCAGCUACCAGCCUCUGGAUCCGGACCAGUACGACAGGGAUCACUCCUUCAUCAAGGUGAUCGACGUGGGCCGCCGUUUUCUCGUCAACCGCAUCCAAGAUCACAUUCAGAGCAAAAUUGUCUACUACCUGAUGAACAUCCAUGUCCAGCCGCGCACCAUCUACCUGUGUCGACACGGAGAGAGCAAAGACAACCUACAGGGCCGACUGGGAGGCGACUCGGGCCUGUCGCAGCGGGGCCGACAGUUUUCAGCUGCUUUGGCUCGGUUCGUUGAUGAGCAGCAGCUGAAGGACCUGAAGGUGUGGACCAGCCAGCUGUGCCGCAGCAUCCAGACCGCCGAGCACCUAGGGGUCCCAUACGAGCAAUGGAAGGCGCUCAACGAGAUCGACGCUGGUUUGUGUGAGGAUAUGACGUAUGAUGAAGUGAAGGAAAAAUUCCCUGAAGAGUUUGCACUGAGAGAUGAAGACAAGUACUACUACCGCUACCCAGCCGGAGAGUCAUACCAGGACCUGGUGCAGCGGGUGGAGCCGGUCAUCAUGGAGCUGGAGAGGCAGGAGAACGUGCUGGUGGUCUGCCAUCAGGCUGUGAUGCGAUGUCUGCUUGCUUACUUCCUUGAUAAGAGUGCAGAUGAGAUGCCGUACCUGAAGUGUCCCCUCCACACGGUCCUGAAGUUGACCCCGGUGGCCUACGGCUGUAAGGUGGAGUCCAUCUCCCUGAAUGUGGAGGCGGUGAACACGCACAGAGACAGACCUGAGGAAGUGAAGCGUGGUCCCGGCACCCUGAUCAGGAGGAACAGCGUGACCCCCCUGACCAGCCCGGAGUCCCACAUCAAGAAGCCUCGCAUCGACGACCUGGACGAGGCCCCCAUCCAGGAGCUGCCCGGCUCCGUAGAGUCGCUGGCCCUCUGCACCUCCACUCACAUUCCCCUGGCUCUGGCCGGACAGCACUGGCUGGGCAAAGUUUGCCUACGCACCAUCCUCCACUACCUAAAGGUGGUUUUCCAUCUUAGCUUUCAAAGAACCUGAGAAGCUCCUCUGUCUGCCAUGACAUCCUGCUGCCCUGCUAGUGGACGGCGUGGGCGAGUCACAGCAACACAAUCUGCUACAUCUUUAUCACUUCAAAUGGGAUUUCUUUUAUUUUUUUUCACGAGAAUUUUGGAAAAAUGGAGUUUCCUGUUGGCUCACCUGUUCGGAUAUCGGUUCAUUUCAGACCAAAGACUAAAAUCACUAACGGGAGGUUUUAAUAUUAUCCCCCACCCUU
Molecule: messenger RNA, 2016 nt
Organism: Poecilia latipinna (sailfin molly)
Lineage: Eukaryota; Metazoa; Chordata; Actinopteri; Cyprinodontiformes; Poeciliidae
Gene: pfkfb3
Product: 6-phosphofructo-2-kinase/fructose-2,6-biphosphatase 3
Exons: 16
Coding region: 174-1781 (535 amino acids)
Biological process (GO): fructose 2,6-bisphosphate metabolic process; fructose metabolic process
Cellular component (GO): cytosol
Molecular function (GO): ATP binding; 6-phosphofructo-2-kinase activity; fructose-2,6-bisphosphate 2-phosphatase activity
Source: RefSeq, a predicted model, not a curated record